Messenger RNA from Stylonychia lemnae, 1296 nucleotides. The record is from the annotation of a GenBank genome assembly. NCBI's taxonomy places the organism in Eukaryota, Ciliophora, Spirotrichea, Sporadotrichida, Oxytrichidae.
AUGGAAAUUACUGUUUAAAAAGAUACUCCAAUUGAAGUUACUGACUCUUAAUUUGAAAAGAAACUUAACUAUGAUUCUAUUAAGCGUCAAUUAUGUUCAUAAUAACUCAAAUAAAGAGAAGUAAUCUCAUUAGCAUAAGAAAAGUUUCAUGAGAUUGAACAAAAAGUUCAGUAAGAUUAACAAGAUGAAAAAGAUGAACAAAAAGACUGUAAAAUAUAGUUGUUUAGAAAUUUAUUCUCAUCAAUGGAUAAUAGUAUGAAUACUAAAAACAUAUUGAGAGGGAAAUUCAACUUGAAGAUUAAUAGGAGACUUAAUUAAUAGCAACUGAUAGAAGAUUUUGCUUAAGAACCAAUCAUAUUUCAUCUGCAUAAAAAUGGGAAAUUUAUUUAGAAACUAGAGAGGGAAUUAGCCCCAAAAUAAUAACAAGAUCCUGACACCACAGAAAUCAGAGUGGAAAAAAUAAAGAAAAAGAUUGAAGAUGAGAAAUAACGAAAGAAGUAAGUGCUACUAGAGCAAUAGCAGCUUCAACAACAAAUUAUGCAAAACUUGCAUCAUUUUCACGGAAAUUCAAGAUAACAGCAAAUUCUCUAAUAGUAAAUGUUUAUGACAAUGAAUAGCAACAAUAACAAUACUAAGAGUCAAGGUUAAUUUUUUACCUCGAGAAAAAAGACACAAAGUAAAACUUUUAAUCGUAAGCCAUUGUACCCUGCUACUUAAUUGUUUAAGUUUAGCAAUUUCAAUACUGUUUAAUAAUCAAGACAGUAAUCUAGGAUGCAAUCAAGAGAGAGAAGUCCCAUUCAAUCUCCUGAAAUAAACUUUUAUAGUCAUAGAGCUACUAACAUCAGAUAUUAAAAUGAUGAAACUGAAGCUGAUUCUAAACUCCAUCCAGAUGCAGUUCCAUUAAGAUCUUCUUAUUAAGACUAGCUAGAAAAAAUAAUUAAAAAAUGCAAUUAAAAUACUGAUAGAGGUGAAUCUCCUUGUGACCCUCUUGGAAAUAAUAUUGAUAAAAAUGCCUCUACUAAGCAUAUAAUUCAUAAAGUUGAUUCUGAGAUUGAAGUACUAAGGAAAAGAGCAGAGGAAAUAAAUUGGUUAGUAUAAGUUAAUAAGGAGCUUAGAGUAUUUAGGCCAUAGGUUAUUAAAACGAUGUUUGCAAUGAAAGAAGAUGAUUUAAUAUAAAAAGAGGAGGAUAUUGAUAUGGUUAGAAGAGAACACAUUGAAUAAAAGAUGAAUCCAAACAGAUAUGCUGCAUAGUUAGAAAAGAUAUCAAGAUCCAAACAUAGCAAGAAAAAAUUCUGA